Messenger RNA from Pelodiscus sinensis (Chinese soft-shelled turtle), 1849 nucleotides. RefSeq names its product calbindin 1 (gene CALB1). Gene Ontology annotation, molecular function: calcium ion binding. The record is from RefSeq and is a predicted model, not a curated record. Gene Ontology annotation, cellular component: terminal bouton; synapse; dendrite. NCBI's taxonomy places the organism in Eukaryota, Metazoa, Chordata, Testudines, Trionychidae. Gene Ontology annotation, biological process: regulation of long-term synaptic potentiation; regulation of presynaptic cytosolic calcium ion concentration.
CCGGGAGCAGGGUCAGCACCGCGGACAGCAGCGCCCUGCCCCAGCCACCGCGCCCCAGCAGCCGCAGCAGCUCUCCAGCCCGCUCACCCUCAGCCCCACGCCAUGGCCGCGGAGACUCACCUGCAAGGAGUGGAGAUCUCGGCCGCGCAGUUUUUCGAUAUCUGGCACCACUACGACUCCGACGGCAAUGGGUACCUGGAUGGGAAAGAGCUGCAGAACUUCGUCCAGGAGCUUCAGCAGGCGCGAAAGAAGGCAGGAUUGGAAUUAACACCUGAAAUGAAAGCUUUUGUGGACCAGUAUGGGAAAAGUACUGAUGGAAAAAUAGGAAUAGUAGAGCUUGCUCAAGUAUUACCAACAGAAGAGAACUUUCUUUUGUUCUUUCGGUGCCAGCAGCUAAAGUCCAGUGAAGAUUUCAUGCAGACCUGGAGAAAAUAUGACACUGACCAUAGUGGCUUCAUUGAGACUGAAGAACUUAAGAGUUUUUUGAAGGAUUUACUACAGAAAGCAAACAAGCAGAUUGAUGAUUCCAAGCUAACAGAAUACACACAAAUAAUGCUGAGGAUGUUUGAUGCAAACAAUGAUGGAAAGCUGGAACUUACUGAAAUGGCCAGUUUACUCCCAGUACAGGAAAACUUUCUUCUUCAAUUUAAGUGUGUCAAAAUGUGUAGAAAAGAAUUCAAUAAAGCUUUUGAGCUGUAUGAUCAAGAUGGCAAUGGAUAUAUAGAUGAAAAUGAAUUAGAUGCAUUACUGAAAGAUCUGUGUGAAAAAAACAAAAAGGAAUUAGACAUUAACAACCUUGCAACAUACAAGAAAAACAUCAUGGCCUUGUCUGAUGGAGGAAAGCUUUACCGAACAGAACUUGCUCUUGUUCUCUGUGUCGAGUAGAAUUAGAGACCGCCUGUCACUUCAAUUUAACUAGUGAUAUACUGUAUCAACACAAUAACUGUGCACUAUAAAGGAGUAGGCUGUACUUUCUUUUAUAUCUGUAAAUUUAAAGCACACAUACAUAAUUAGCCAUGAUGUGUGGCACAUUCUUUUCAGUCUGUUUCUAUACUGUUUGUAAUGUACAAUUUUUGUAAUUAUAAGAUAAAGAGAAUGUCGGUUUGGGCCAGUCUGUAUAUUCAAUACAAAAACUAAAUGACUUUUUUGCUUUCAUAAACACUGCUGGAGAAAAAUUAAAAAUUCUGCAGAGACUGUUUUGUUCAUCAUAUCCUUUGACACUUGCAGCACUUCUGUUCAAUGACACACAUAAAGUAAAAGCCCAGAAAGCUCUUUCUUUCAGUGUAUGACAAAAUAUGAUUUUUUGAGUGUAAAAAUGCUGUUUCCAAAGUAGGAAAGAUGACCAGGGAUGUUUGAACUGAAAGAUUUACCAAAUUGCUGAGAAAUAUUUCCAGUAGUCAGAUUACCUACAUGCAAAUCUACACUCCUUGCAAUUAAUGACGAGAGCUUAUGAACUUACAGCAUACAAUAUAGUAUCUAUAAACAGCAGCUAUCUGGAACAGCUACCAGUGCUGCUAUUCACAAGCAUACAGUUAUUUUCAAUUUAGUUGUUUAAUUUCACAAAAUUUAAAAAAGGUCAUAGGCACGUAAGAAUUACACGAGACAGAACUUCUUGACAAAUCUUUAAUCUAUUUUGAAAACCUGACUAAACUACAGAAAGGGAGGAUAAUUAAUACACAAGGUAGCAUAAAACAUUAAGCGUAACUCAUAAAAACUGCUGUGUCAGAGAAUAUGACAAUUCAUUUUCUAUACUAUUUGCACAUAUUGCAAAUUGAAAUUAUUCUAGUAAACUGCUGUUUUUACCUCAUAGUCUGUGUAACCUAUAAUUAAAUUUAAUAUACUAAAACUA